CCGAGCUGAAAUCGUUAUCGCCGUUUCAUUGUGGAAAUGCACUUUGUCGCCUCGGUCGGUUGUAAUUCUCGGUUGCGAUACGAUAAGACGAAAGUUUAGCACAAAACGAUGCAUGAGAAUCGAUGAUCGAAGGUCCAGUUCGAUAUGGAACUCGAAAAAAAAUGGCGUGCACGAAUGUCUAAUACGAUUGUUAAUAGUUUCGGUGUCGAGUCGAAGUUCGAUUAAAAGAUUUACUCUAGAUCGUCGUCCAGUGAUUAUUAUCGUCGAAGAUGCUUAAUGUACCGUAAUGUAAAGAUGUUUUACGCAGUAAGAACAAUGUAGCUGCAAUCGAGUGAGAUUAGAAGCGAGUUAAUGUAUAAAUAAAUUUUCAAGAGAAAGAAGGUUAAGAGAUACGAGAUGGUCUUAAACUAAUUUAAUCAGAGAGAUGAAGAUACGAAUGUUUGAAGAAUAAUGGAAGAAAAAUUUGAUAUGUUCGAAAGCCGAUACACUCGUUCCCAGUUUCUCAACACAAUGAUGUUGAUGAGCGUGCUAGUGUCUCUAUUGUUCGUCGCUAUGGCUAAAUGUCAUCCCAUAUCCUACGACACAUACGACGAAAGAGAAUUGUCACGGGAUCAUCCACCACUCUUACUUCUCGUUGAUCACCGAAUUCCGGAUUUAGAGAAUGAAAUGUUCGACUCGGGAAACGAUCCAGGAUCAACAGUAGUCCGAACGAAACGUCUUGAAUCAAAACGUAUCGGAUCAUUGUCGAUCGUGAAUUCUAUGGAUGUGUUACGGCAAAGAGUUCUUCUUGAACUUGCUAGACGUAAAGCGUUACAGGAUCAAGCGCAAAUCGAUGCUAAUCGUCGUCUUUUGGAAACGAUUGGAAAAAGAUCGUUACCCCUUUAUGGUGGAAACAUGUCUAAAACCGGCGACUCAAGGCUAAAGAGCGAAUUUGAAUAUGUACUCGAGCAACAAGGAAAAAAUCAUGAUCGAAACGUGGCACCAGAAAGAAUUUCCGAAAGAUUGCAGGAUUGGCUCCAUAACGACGAUUCGGCAUUUCGAGAAAGACAAGAUGAUCAAACGCGAAGGGCGCAAACAAAUGAGCUACGUUUACUGUAAUCGACACUCAAGAAGAGCACUCACAAUCAAUUUUCGCUAUAUUACGAUUUUUUAUCUAAAGCUAAUGAAUUGCAUAUAGUUUAUCUAUUAUUCGUCAUAUUCCUCAGGUUAUAUAUAUAUAUUAUAUAUAUAUAUGUAUACAAACAUGUAUCUAUACAUUUUGUGGCGUGCAAAAUUCAUUAUUUAAUACGUAUUUCAUUCAUGAAUUAUAUGCAAAUUAUUCAUGUGUCAAGCGUAAAAUAAAUAUUAGUAUUCGCGCAUGAUAUAUUCGUAGAAAGCAAAAAAUUUAAGAAAUAGAAUGUAACAGUAUUUAUUUUUUCAUUUUCGUUUUAAUUUUAAUAAUCAUUUUAAUCGUAACUAGUUUAAUUUUGUAGCAUCCAGAAAGGGAAGAAAAUAGAAAUAAUAAUGAAAAAUAUAAAGUAAUUUUUCUUAUUGAUAUUUAAAAUUUAAUGUUAUAAUUUAAAUGUUUUAUUUUUCUAUUUCUUCCUUUUCAAUAGCGCAAAUAUGUAUAUGAAACAAAACAGUAUUAUGCGUUGUGAUCCCACAAAGUCUGCCCAAUCCAACAAUCUAUAUAGAAGACAUUUUAUAUCCAAUAUUGGAUGUAAUUUAACGUAAAUGUUUUUUCACAUUAGAGUUAAGUUUUAUGAACACAAUGAUAGAAAUGUUAUAAACUAUUUUAUUAUAAAUAAUAAUUUAAAAACGUAAAUAUUGUAAUUUUUAAUUGAAAUUAACUAUGAAAAAAGAUUAUAAAAUUGUAUUUAUCUAUUGUACAGUAAAGUUUCUUGAAUCAUGCAAUAUUUUGCUAAUAAUUUCAAACUAUUUCCAAAAUAUAAUAGAUCCAAAUAGCUAUAAAUUUAAUGUAAUGCAAUUAUUUAAAUAUAUAGAUCAAAUACUUUUUUUUCCCAACAAACUUUAGUCAUGAAAGGAAUAAAUGUAAUUAAGAAUUAAUGUUCCAUAUCUUAAAUAUAUAUGUGUAAAUUAUUUUUUAUUAUUUUUUAUUUUAUUUGUGUUAAUAACUUUGUAAUCAGCAGUCUUUUAUUUUUAUAUCCUCUGUCUUAAUAUCCUCGAAGAAAAUCAAGUAAUGAUCUAAUGAAUUAUAUUUUAUUACCAAAGAAAUAUAUUACACGUGUGUAUUUUAAAAAAAUCGGUAAAUAGUUCCUUUCAUAAGUAUCAUAAAUUAAUAGACAUAAUAAUAUGUUUUUUUCUAUCAAAUUUGUACUUAUGUAAAACAUCGAAAUAUGAUUUAUUCUUGUAAAUUUUAUUAAAAUCUUAUUAAAAUAUUUUAUUUUUGAUUUUAUACACUUUAUAUUAUAAUGAAAAUGUAACAUGCACAUGAAUAUUUACAAAAAUAAUAAUACUGUAUAAAAAUCACGAUAAAAAAUUUUUUAAAUUAAAUUAUGCUAUUUUGCAAAAUAUUUUUUUUUUUCAUUUUAGUUUAUCUCUCUAUUUCGUUCUUCAAUUUUUUAUAUUAAUUCAAUUUUAUAUUACUUAUAUUCAAAAACAAUUUUUAUGAUUAUCUUAGUAUACAAAAAUUAACUCUUCCGAUAUUUAUAUUAAUAUCAAAAAAUAAAUAAUAUUAUAAUUAAAUUUUAUUAUUAUUAUUUAUAUAUUGCAUUAUAUGCAUAUCUUGUUAUUGAGGAAAUGUACAAAAAAAUCUUCACUAUGUAAUUAUGCAAAAAAAUUAUAUAUAACAUAUAAAUAGAUUUUAUUUAUUUUAAAUCUAUGUACAAUAUUGUGUAUUUAUUUAUUUUCAUUUUAACUCUUUUUAUUUGUAUGACUUAUGUUAAUUAUUCAAUGCAUAAUUGGAUAUAAAUAAAAUAAAUUUAAUUUAAAUUA
Messenger RNA from Apis cerana (Asiatic honeybee), 2934 nucleotides. It is a transcript of the gene Dh44, whose product is annotated as corticotropin-releasing diuretic hormone 44. The record is from RefSeq and is a predicted model, not a curated record. Gene Ontology annotation, molecular function: hormone activity. NCBI's taxonomy places the organism in Eukaryota, Metazoa, Arthropoda, Insecta, Hymenoptera, Apidae. Gene Ontology annotation, cellular component: extracellular region.